CUCACAAAACAGCUGUCAAUUUCGUCGUCAUCAGCAAUCUGUCAUAUCGGUUGACUGUUAUCUCUAUUUUUGUGCUAAAAAUAUAUAAUUGAGGAGUGAGAAAAACUUUCCUUUGUGUUUAUUGUACAUGACAAACUCUAAAGUGGCGUGAAUAAGUUUUCAACAAUGUCGAAAUUCGAGGAUAAUCCGUUUAGUGAUCCAACCAUAGACAACCCGUUCGCAGACCCUGCGGUGCAGCAAGUGGCCAGAAGUACUAAUAAUGCUACACGAGGUCUCGACGACUACAAUCCCUUCGAUGGCCAACAAAAUGCAAAUCAAGCUACGCCACAGGCACCGCAGCAGCCUUCGCAGCCGGCCAUCAUGCAGGCAGUGUCACCUCCGGUGAGCGGACAGUACACACGGCCAGCUCAGCCCCAGCCCCAGGCACAGUCCCAACCACCACAAAACUUCACUACAGCUGACUUUCAGAGAAGACAAGAGGAGUUAGAGAGAAAAGCUGAGGAGUUAGCGCGGAGGGAGGCGGAGUUGCGCGCUGGUUCGGCCGGGCGACGGAACAACUGGCCCCCACUGCCCGCCUUCUGCCCCAUACAGCCAUGUUUCUAUCAAGACAUCAAUGUGGAUAUACCGCUGGAAUUCCAGAGGAUCGUACGUCACCUCUAUCACCUAUGGAUGUUCCACGCCCUGGUUCUAACACUGAACAUAAUAGGCGCCAUGUCACUGAUGUUCGCUGGUAACGGUUUCACGACGUUCGGCCUAUCGAUCCUGUACUUCAUCCUGCUGACGCCCUUCAGCUUCGUCUGCUGGUACCGGCCCAUCUACAAGGCGUUUAGAAGCGACUCUUCAUUCAACUUUAUGGUCUUCUUCUUCAUAUUCCUGUUCCAAAUCAUCGUCACUGUUGUGCAGUCUAUUGGCUUCAGCGGUGGAGGUUCUUGCGGACUGAUCACCAGUAUCGGCGCUUUCAAAACGAACGUUGCAGUCGGCAUUAUCACUUUGAUGGUCACCAUUGGAUUUAUCAUGUGUGUCGUCGUUGAUGUCAUGUUAAUGGCUAAGGUUCACCGCAUCUACCGAUCAACGGGCGCGUCACUGGCCAAGGCGCAGGCGGAGUUCACGACGGAGAUAUUACGCAACCAACACGUCCAGACGGCCGCCUCGAGCGCCGCGGCCGCCGCCGUCAACGCGCAGAUCGCUAACGCUAACCGGUAUUAGUCAACGGCCAACGUAUAGCAUGAGUAUGGAAUAAAUGUGUCGCUGGAGUCUGCAUAUCGAGAUAGUACGCGAUAACUUCAUCAAUCAAGAUACCUAUAGUAUUCUUCUGAUAUUAAAAUAAACAUGCAUUUUCUCGGACACAGACAUUAUUAUCGCGAAUUAUUAAUGUUCAUCGCGUUUUUAAUCAUAAACUUGUACUCUACCUCAAGUACGAUCAAAUUAAACGAUAGCUUGGGGUAUAGAAAGCGUUCUUACUUGUCAAUCACUACUCGCAUUAUCAAUUACUUAAUAAAAUAUGUGAUUGGUGUAAACUCUGUUCGUUUGGAGUUUAAUGUAACGCUGUACAAAGCGUUCCCUAAUGCCGUAGUAGCCCCGUGUGUUAAGAAGCUGUUGUAUCGGCCAAAAUGUCAUAUGGCUGUGUAAUUGUUAUUUAAAAACAAUUAAUUGAACUAAUUUAUGCAGUUUGGCGUUUCAAUUAUUAAUUAAAUGUAUAGUGCAACACAUAAUAGAGUUUUAGUAGCUUUGUAUCAAUUGUUGUGUUACAAAUACAAUGAAUGUUCGCUGUUGUCAUCAUCGUUUUUCAUCGUAAUAAAUGUAAUAAAAUCAAAAUUAAGACUUUUUUUUCAUCUCUAUUUUCUGUCGCACUGUACUUAUUGAACAGCAUUUGAGUAUUUUACUACGCUAAUGGUUACGAUAUUUAUGGAAUUAUGAUAUAAUAUUACGCCACUAAUUAGUUAUUUUGCUAGCUGUAAUGGUUAUUUUUAAUCGACAUGAGCUUACGAACGCUUUAAGAUCUACGUACCUACUAAAGAUGUGGAAUCUACACAUGAAUAGUGUUUACCAGGGUUUCAUUAUUGCUGAAUACGUCAUUACUCAUAAAGCGGUUCAUAUUUUUGUACACAGAUAUUGCUUAGUACAUUUUUUCGUAAAUUGUCAACUCUUACGUACUAACUUGCAUGUAUCUUAAUGUCUACAUAGUCAUAUUGGUACAUACUACAAAGCUCAAUAUCGAGCGAUUAUUAAAUUAUCGUUUGUUUGCAAAUAUUAUCUGUUGUUUACUUUUUUAUAGUUGUAAAUUAAUAUGUUUUGUUAACAUUCCAAAAAUAUGAUAUGUAAAUAAUAAAUAAAUAUCCUUUGAAUAUUUAAAUUUGAAGUUUAAUGAAUGUUUAAUAAUCUCCAUGUAACAUCGCUAAUAAAUGUAUGUAUUUGGACCAUUUACUUAAUCGUUAGUGUUUCCAAUGUGUGACUCCCUCUUGCCCUGCGUUGAGACUAUCUAUUAGAUGCACAAGACUUCGAUUUUAGUAUUUAUCGUUGUAUAAAUAUAUAGUGUAAGUUGGUAAACAUUUAAGCAUAUUAUUAACUAGUCAAUGGACUAAACAGCUUCGGUAACUAAAACAAAUACAAUACAUAUGCCGCUUGCGAAAUGUAUCUUAGUAAAACAUGUGACCGCCCAUUAUUGGGGCGCGACGGUACGUACGUAGGUAUGUUAUGUAUAAUCUGGGCCUAGCAUAAUGUAAAUUAUUUACCAGACCGUCCUUACCCCAGAUAAAUGGUAAGCGAAGGCGUGUAGAUUUAUCUAAAUGUUUAAACUGUUUUGUAACGAUUAAGUCAUGUUAUAAACUUAUGAUUAAUAAUAAAUAUAGUUUCAGAAAA
Molecule: messenger RNA, 2859 nt
Organism: Spodoptera frugiperda (fall armyworm)
Lineage: Eukaryota; Metazoa; Arthropoda; Insecta; Lepidoptera; Noctuidae
Gene: Scamp
Product: secretory carrier-associated membrane protein 1
Exons: 8
Coding region: 166-1206 (346 amino acids)
Biological process (GO): protein transport
Cellular component (GO): trans-Golgi network membrane; recycling endosome membrane
Source: RefSeq, a predicted model, not a curated record